Molecule: messenger RNA, 731 nt
Organism: Conger conger (European conger)
Lineage: Eukaryota; Metazoa; Chordata; Actinopteri; Anguilliformes; Congridae
Product: cholecystokinin-like
Exons: 3
Coding region: 78-470 (130 amino acids)
Biological process (GO): digestion
Cellular component (GO): axon; extracellular region
Molecular function (GO): neuropeptide hormone activity
Source: RefSeq, a predicted model, not a curated record
GCUCCUCUGAGAAGUUUCCCUGGUCUCCGCUGACCCUCCUUUCGCUCGGCUCUUCUGACUGCACAUCUACUGAAGCGAUGAACAGUGGGAUCUCAGUGUGCGUGCUCCUGGCCGCCCUCUCCAGCAGCUGCCUGGGUCGCCCGCACACCGCGCCCUUCCAGGAGGAAGGCAGGCCCGCCCCGCCCCAGCUGGACGGCAGCCUGUCCCAACACCCCCGCCACGCCCGCUCCGCGGCCCUCACCGGCCAGGCCAAGGCCUUCCACCACCCCGACGAAGACCUGACCCAGGGGGUGAACCUCAGUGAGCUGCUCGCCCGGUUGAUGUCCAGGAAAGGGUCCUUUCGCAGGAACUCCACGAUGAACAGCCGGUCCAGUGGCCUCAGUGCCAACCACAGAAUAAAAGACAGAGACUACGUGGGCUGGAUGGAUUUUGGUCGCCGUAGUGCCGAAGAAUACGAAUAUUCUUCAUAAGAUCAGCUCUCCCCACAGAGGGAUAGAAACUAACAUCAAUUAUUUGUCUUUGGAAGAAAAAAAAAAAAUCAGUGUCUCAAAAAUUAUAUUUAUUAUGUAUUUGAUGUACAUUUGUUUGUAAAACUAUAUGAUGCAAUAUAUAAAUAUAUAUAUACCUGCCAAAUUUUGCAGAAACAGCGAGAAACAAGGUUCAUUUUGUCUGAUUUUGAUUCAUAUUGUGGAUACAAUAUUAUUAAAAUCAUUUAGUUAUGAAUACUCCCA